Messenger RNA from Strigops habroptila (Kakapo), 2824 nucleotides. RefSeq names its product leucine zipper and EF-hand containing transmembrane protein 2 (gene LETM2). Bases 182 to 1594 code for a protein of 470 amino acids. Gene Ontology annotation, biological process: intracellular monoatomic cation homeostasis. Gene Ontology annotation, molecular function: ribosome binding. Lineage: Eukaryota; Metazoa; Chordata; Aves; Psittaciformes; Psittacidae. Gene Ontology annotation, cellular component: mitochondrial inner membrane. The record is from RefSeq and is a predicted model, not a curated record. The transcript is spliced from 10 exons.
AGUGCCGCCGCGCCGUGGCGUGAUGGCGAUACAGCCAUAGAGCGGCUCUCGCCGUGCGGGCAGGGCGCGAUGGGGCGCUGCGGGACGACCCGCACUGGGAGCCCCCCGCACCGGGAGCCCCCGCCCCGCGGGGGGUGAGGGUCCCUCCGGUGCCCGCGCCCGGCCACUGAGCCCGUUCGCUAUGGCCGCGGGUGGAUGGAGCGUGGUCCGCGCCGCCGCCAGGCACAGUUUCAGAGGCUCCCAUCUCCUCACACACUCCGGUUCUCCGCACUCCCCAGCAGUUGCUUUUGCCCAAGCAGUGGAUCCUGGUUUAAGCUGGACCUGUGAAAGAGACUCUGAGAACCAUCUGUGCCGUGCUCCCGUGGGCACCAUCCUGCCUCAUCCACUGGCUGCAUCCCUGCGGACACUCCACACCUCCACCCGCUCAUGCCAGGAGGAACCCACAUCCCGCAGCGACGUGACCCACGAGGCUCAGCCCGACAAGGCUCCAGCAGCACCAGCCACAGAGAGGCCCAAGGGGACAAGGUCUUUACGCCAAAGAGUUGUGGAGGAACUGAAACACUAUUACGAUGGAUUCCACUUGCUCUGGAUCGACACGAAGGUGGCUGCCAGGAUGGUGUGGAGGCUGUUACACGGCCAGGUCCUCACUAGGAGGGAGAGAAGAAGGUUGAUGAGAACUUGUGCAGAUCUCUUCCGGCUCGUUCCCUUCCUGGUGUUUGUCAUUGUCCCCUUCAUGGAGUUCCUGUUACCUGUAUUCUUGAAGCUCUUUCCUGAAAUGCUGCCCUCGACGUUUGAGACGGAGUCAAAGAAGGAAGAGAAGCAGAAAAAGAAGUUAAACGCCAAGCUGGAGUUAGCCAAGUUCCUGCAGGAGACCAUUGCAGAAAUGGCCAAAAGGAACAAAGUGGAAUCAGAGCAAGGAAAACAAUUCUCCUCUUAUGUGCACCAGAUCCGUCGCAGCGGCCACCAGCCCAGCACCCAGGACAUCGUGCGCUUCUCCAAGCUCUUUGAGGACGAGCUGACCCUGGAGCACUUGGAACGGCCUCAGUUGGUGGCUCUUUGCAAAUUGCUUGAGCUGCAGCCCAUUGGCACCAACAACCUGCUCCGCUUUCAGCUGCUGCUCAGGCUCAGAACCAUCAAAGCAGACGAUGAGCUGAUUGCCAAGGAAGGAGUCAAUGGCCUGAGUGUGUCUGAGCUGCAGAGCGCGUGCAGAGCCAGAGGGAUGCGGUCAUUGGGUCUCUCAGAGGAGCAACUAAAGGAACAGCUCAGACAGUGGCUGGAUCUGCAUUUGAAAGAGAACGUUCCACCUUCCCUGCUCCUACUUUCCCGUGCCUUGUACUUGAUAGAUACAAAGCCACAACCUGUUCCAGUUCCACAAAAUCAGAGAGGUGAAACUGCUCAAAUCAUGACACCCACUCUUGAAGGCCAAGAGACCCUGGUGGAUCCUGCCCCUGUUGUACAGGGAAGAAAGAAUGAAGAGUUUGUAUCCCAGCCAACGGAGGAAUUGCCAGGCUCAGAAGUGCCAGUGAAGCCUCCCCCACGAGAGACUAAAAUGGAAGCAUCUCGGAGCAGCAAAGCCGGCGCCAAUGGAGCAUAACCUGGAGCCAGUGAGGACUGUGUGACACUGGGAGAGAAGAACUGUCACCUCAGCCCUUCUUCAGAAGGAAAGAGGGAUUUUCCCAGAGGAUACACACCCAAAAAGGUGGCAGCAGCCCUCGGGAGCCUCCCUGUCUGCUCCAAGCUUACUAGCACUUGGCCAUGUUAACGCUACCUGGAUGGCACUGGCUCCUCUGUUGUGAUGGAUCCCACUCCCCUUCUCCCAGUUUAACUUAUGGUAUAAAUGUUAAUAGUGGUGCACUGUCCGUGCUAUUACUGCAGGGGGGGGUGUUUGUGCUCUUAAACCUCAGGAAAGGCAACUCUUCAUUGCAUUAAAGCCCAAAAUGAGCUGUUCUGGAGCUCCACUAAAGCCUGUUGUACAGUUUGAGACCCUCUGCAGGAGCAUCCCCCCAUCCCCAGGGCCUGCAGCUUGUCCUGCUGCUGCAGCUUUCCAAGCUCUUGAUCCUAGUUAGCAUGGAUUAACCAGUAACUAGUGCACAGAGUGGCCCGUGUAACUGUUGUGUUUCACUGUCCCACGUGUACCAAGGUGAAUAACUGCAGCAGAGGGAGGCCAGCACGCUCCUCAGUGCUGAAUUUAACUCUUCAGGAAGACCUAAGGACUUGCUGGACAAGAGCAGGGCUGUGAAGAGGACAACUUCCAUUGCAGGAGCAAGCCUGAUGUAACCUUCAUCAAGCCAAUUAAACCCUAUCAGGCUCAGCACUGCACAUCAGUGUGCUCAGACUUCCUGUGCUGCACAAAGUGAUGCUUCACACACUCUGAUGUUGACUGAUUCUGGAAGCCUCUGUAGGAGGAUGCUGAGAAGCUGGGUUUAGCAUUUGUUAAGUAUUUUUUACUUUGUCCUAUGUCAAUCUUCCAAAAUGACUCACAUGAUGGGUUUGAAACGUGUAUUUAUACUCAUUGUCAACGUAAAACUGGUGCUAAGCAGAAUGAAAUGUCUCUUGUAGAGGUCAGACAGCCCUUAGAACAAUCCAACUCAACAAAAGCCUGGCAUCUCAAGGUUGAUGAAGUGCUAUCAGCACUUCAAACACACGACUCCAGGCUCCUCCUCCAGGUUCCUACUCAUAGGAAUGCCGUGUUCUCCGUUCUGUCCCUGCACACCCUGCCUUGGCACAGCUCAGGGAUGCAGCACGGAGUAUUGGUGUGUAACUGGGGGAUAGUAAAUAAGAACUAAUGUUACUUCAAUAAACUAACCCCAUUCCUCAAGUGUCA